Molecule: messenger RNA, 2751 nt
Organism: Gregarina niphandrodes
Lineage: Eukaryota; Apicomplexa; Conoidasida; Eugregarinorida; Gregarinidae
Product: glucose-6-phosphate 1-dehydrogenase
Exons: 2
Coding region: 1-2751 (916 amino acids)
Biological process (GO): pentose-phosphate shunt, oxidative branch; glucose metabolic process
Molecular function (GO): glucose-6-phosphate dehydrogenase activity; NADP binding
Source: RefSeq, a predicted model, not a curated record
AUGGAGCACAGUGCGUACGAGGUGAUAGAUGAGCCAGUGUACCUGAAUGUGUACGAGGAUGAUGACUUCGAGGAUCGGGCCGCUAUGAGUUUGUUAAAGACCAUCAAGCAAGUGAUAUGUGUGUCUGAAACGGACACAUUAUGGACAGGGAAGUAUGCCAUCAUUGGAUUGUCAGGUGGUGUUACUCAGGAAAAGGUGUAUGAUCGAUGUUACGACAUGAUGAUCCGGGAUGCGACUGUAGACUGGACACGGCUAGUUUUGUUUCUUGUCGACGAAAAGUACCCGUCGACGGAUUCUUUGUGUAUGGAUCCGGUCGCGACACCACAGCCUACAUCGGCCCCAUUAAGGGUGGAACCGAAAGAGUUUGACCUGCCGAAGCAACCAGAAAAACGCCAGACACAGGGCAAAGAGUCUAACGUUCGUCUCAUUCUGAGAACUCUGCUGAAACCGGGUAGUCCUAUUCCUUUGGCAAAUUUCAUACACCCUGAUACGUCCCUUACUCUUGCGGAUUGUAUUGAGGCGUAUGACAGACGUCUGCAUGGCAUAUUUCAAUUUUCAAGGCCUACUGCCGUGGUUCUAGAAUUAGGAAUGGAUGGCAAUGUAGGUGCUUGGUUCCCUCCGUUAACCACCGAGAUGAGACAGAAGGCAUACGACCCAAGCUUAUACGCUACAUCUACCCGAACAUCAUCUUCUAAUUCACGCAUCACAAUACCUUUGCAUUUGAUCGUAAGCGCUAGAACAAAGUUAUUUUUCUUACAUGGUACUCCAGAAGUAAAUGCCUACAAACGGGUUGUGAUGCAAAAGACCUGUAAGGAAGUUGCGCCAGCUAGCCCCACUGGCGCGAUUGUGGAUGCUAAUACACUUGAAGAAGGAGUUAAAGAACAACCGUUAGUUCAGAUGGUUCGAUCAGGUAGUUGUGUUUGCAUAUGCUAUCCUCCGAUAGAUAGAGACCAGGUCGUUUGCUUAAGGGAGGAGUGGGCUGGAGUUGACGGUGUGCUGAAUAUUGUAAUCCUUGGAGCUUCAGGUGACCUUGCUCAGAAAAAGACAUUCCCUGCUCUAUAUAGUUUGCACUUGAGUGGUCACCUACCACCGAACACCAGGAUCCAUGCGUAUGCGAGAUCUCGGAUGGACGAAGGCAAGUUAUGGAGCAAAAUUGGGCAAAAAAUUUUGUUGCUGAAUAAGGACAUAUUGGGCAAUGAGGCAGAAGAUCGUCAUGUCAAAGAAUUCAUGGAGAGGAUAGAGUACCAUCAAUGUCAAAGUUAUGAUGACCCGGAGUCUGCAGCCAAGCUAAAUUUAAGACUUAAGGAAAUCGAGAGUCCUUUUACAACCAAAAGAUUAAUUUUGUAUUUGGCAUUACCCCCUAAUCAAUUCAUACCAGCAGUAGAAGCCUUCCGGGAGAACUGUUGGAGAAGCGAAUUAUGUAUGAGUCGUGAUACCACCCUUGAUUCGGAACUUACUGCGGAAGGCCUCGGUGCGGAAGACCGUGGUGCGGAAGACCGUGGUGCGGAAGACCGUGGUGCGGAAGACCGUGGUGCGGAAGACCGUGGUGCGGAAGACCGUGGUGCGGAAGGCCGUGGUGCGGAAGGCCGUGGUGCGGAAGGCCGUGGUGAUAGUCCGAUCUCGGCUAAUUCUCAACCUCGGUCGAGUGGGCAUGGGGGUAGUCCGGCACCGGCAAAGAGUCCGACAGUCACGCGGCCGAGUGCUCGGGCUGACUGGACGCGUGUGGUGGUAGAGAAGCCGUUCGGUCAUGAUUACGAUAGUGCUUUGGAAAUGUCGUCGAAUUUGCAAAAGUAUACGAGAGAGGAGGAAGUCUACCGGAUUGACCAUUAUCUAGGUAAGGAAAUGGUUCUGAAUCUUUUCGUUCUGAGGUUUGCCAAUAGUUUUAUAGCCCCAUUGUGGAAUCGGCAUCAUAUUAAUUGCGUUCGCAUUACCUUCAAGGAGAAGAUUGGUACCAUGGGUCGUGGUGGAUAUUUUGAUAGUUUUGGUGUCAUUCGAGAUGUUGUACAGAAUCAUCUGAUCCAGAUUCUGUCUUUGGUAGCAAUGGAAACACCAGUAACAUUACGCGACGAACACGUGCGCGAUGAGAAAGUAAAACUUUUGCGAGCUGUUCCACCUACGAAGCUGGAAGAUACAGUCCUUGGUCAGUACACAGCGGGCGACGACAUGCCAGGUUAUCUCGAUGAUCCAACGGUCCCUCCCGAUAGCUUAUGUCCUACUUUUGUAACUACAGUUCUUUGGGUGAAUAAUGAACGGUGGUCUGGAGUGCCUUUUAUUUUGAAGGCAGGCAAAGCUCUGGAAAAGCAGACUGCAGAAAUCAGAGUACAAUUCCAUCCCCCUCGAAACCACCUCUUCGAAAAUACUCCCUGCAAUGAACUCGUCCUUCGCAUCCAACCUGAUGAUGCCAUCUACAUGAAGUGCUUAAGCAAACGACCUGGCCUGGGCACUCAAGAUGACUUGGUCGAAACUGAGCUCGACCUCAGCAUUCUCGAUAGACUUCAUGUGAAUAGAAUCAAUGACGCCUACGAACGACUCCUCCUUGAUGUAAUCAACGGAGAUAAGAAAAAUUUUGUGCGUACCGAUGAGUUAUUGGAAGCGUGGCGGAUAUUUGACCCGCUCCUGAACAAAAUUCAAACGGAGAAGAUAAAACCAGAAUAUUACAAGGCAGGGUCGCAAGGGCCAAUGAGUCACUACGAACUCAUCAAACGUUUAGGCUACCAGCGUUAUGAGGGUUAUGUGUGGCAUAAGAGCUAG